AAAAAUAGAUAAAACCCUUUACCUCCUCCCCGCUCAGAGACCAUCGCGGAGAGAAACCCCAAACCCCCAAAUCUUGUCGACUCCAACGAUGCCGCCGCCGCCGACGAGCGCCCCGCAUUCUCUCGCUGCUGACGAUUUCCACACCUCGGACACGGCUGCCGCCGCGGCCGGGGCUGUGGUGCCAUGCGCGGCGUCCCAGCCGGGGACCAACGGCGGCAAGAAGCCUGCGUUCGCGUUCGGGCGGGUGUGGUCGGAGGCGGACGAAGUUCGCAUCCUCGAGGGCCUCGCGGCGUACGCCGCGGCCCACGGCGCAGAACCGCGCCGGUCCCAGCUCCACGCCGCGCUCGGCGGCUGCGGCCUGGACAAGUCCGAGUUCACCGUCACGGAGAUCUACGAGAAGGUGCGGCGGCUCCGGACCAAGUACGCGAACCGGCGCUCCGCCGGGGGCGUGCCGGUGCCUGCAGCUGCAGGUGGGGCUGGUGACGGCGAUGAGGCGCGCAAGUACGAGCUGUCGAGGUCGAUUUGGGGCGACCUGCCGCUCAAGAAAGUAGGCGCCAGCCACGCCACCAACGCCAGUGGUAAUGGCAAUGGCAAUGCCAAUGCCAAUGCGGCUCCGGGCACACGGGCACGCAGAGGGAUCGAGGAGCUGCAGGGCCUGUACCCCAGCCUUGCCUCGGCAGUUGAGGGGAUCACGGACAACGAGUCGCUGCGGCCAGUGCUCAAGAGGGCCUUCCAACUUAUCAGCGACGAACGAGCACGUCAGUUGGAUGCCAAAGUGAAGAAGCAGAGGGAUAUGGAGGCGCAGAUGGCGGUGAAAGUGACUGCACUGAGGAACGAGGUACUUGACACCCUUACCGGAUCCAUGGAUUGCUUCAUCAAUGAUGUUAAGUAUGAGGGGUAAGGUCUACAUGUCUUUUUGUGAGAAAUGAACUCCGGACCGGAGGAAUUAAUCAUGUUUUAAGGCUAGUUUGGAAACCAUAUUAUCCCAUGGGUUUUUCAUUUUCCCAAAGGAAAUUAGUUCAUUUUCCCUUGGGAAAAUAAGAAUCCCUUGGGAAAAUUGAGUUCCCAAACUAGCCCUUAUUGUAUAUAUAGACACUCUAGUGGGAGGUGGUUGGUGACAAUUUUGUUUUUGGUGUUGUCAACCCUUUAGUUUCAGUGUUCCCAUGAUAAAACACUGGUAUGGCUUUCCUAGAAGAACAUGUUCUACAAUAUUUGGCUAAAACUUCUUGUACUUGUAGUUGGAUAGUUAUGUAAUGCAGAGAGUUGUCACUAACAGAUAUAAAC
This is a messenger RNA of Zea mays, 1284 nucleotides long. RefSeq names its product Tyrosine specific protein phosphatase-like. The coding region runs from base 89 to 901 and encodes 270 amino acids. The record is from RefSeq and is marked validated. Gene Ontology annotation, cellular component: nucleus. The transcript has a single exon. NCBI's taxonomy places the organism in Eukaryota, Viridiplantae, Streptophyta, Magnoliopsida, Poales, Poaceae. Gene Ontology annotation, biological process: regulation of DNA-templated transcription.